AUGGCUUUUCUCAUCGCAAAUUUGUUAAUUAUUACGUUUUCAUGUUCAAUGAUUCUAGUUAAAGGAAGUAUCGUUGAUCGCUUAAAGCUUCUUCUAGAUGAGCCUCAAUUCGCUGUGAAGCCAACAUAUAAUCCAGCAGUUUAUGGUGUGAAAUUUUCUGAAGAUCAAAUGAAAGAAUUACUUCGAAAUGCUCUUCAGUGGAGAGAACAGCGUUCAUAA
Dracunculus medinensis (Guinea worm) is the source of this 219-nucleotide messenger RNA. The record is from the annotation of a GenBank genome assembly. Lineage: Eukaryota; Metazoa; Nematoda; Chromadorea; Rhabditida; Dracunculidae.